This is a messenger RNA of Letharia lupina, 1938 nucleotides long. RefSeq lists its product as uncharacterized. Gene Ontology annotation, cellular component: cytosol; ribonucleoprotein complex; nucleus. The transcript has 4 exons. NCBI's taxonomy places the organism in Eukaryota, Fungi, Ascomycota, Lecanoromycetes, Lecanorales, Parmeliaceae. Bases 1 to 1938 code for a protein of 645 amino acids. Gene Ontology annotation, molecular function: poly(U) RNA binding; mRNA 3'-UTR binding; poly(A) binding. The record is from RefSeq and is a predicted model, not a curated record.
AUGCCUGCCACUCUCUCCGGCCAGACAUUGGCUCCAGGCCAGAACCUAUAUGGCAACAUGCACGCCCCAUUUUCCGGACAGCCUCUUGCUCCAAAUCCUAUGGCGAACAUGCAUCUUGAUAAUACCAGUUCCGGACUGGAUAAUCUCGCUGGAGCCUUCGAGAACCUCAACCUCCGCAAUGGAGCCCAGAUGGGACAAGCUAAGCCGAGCAACACGGGAAUGCAAAUGGGCGAGUCAAACAUGACUUCCAUGCUCUACCAGCUCCCAGACGGCACCUACAUGUUUGCUGGCCCCAAUGCUGUUCAAGGCAAUUACCCCCAGUAUCCUGCUCCGUACAACAUGGCCGUGACGCAUCCCACCCAAUAUCAGCAAGCAACUUACCAAGGUAUCCCUUCUACUGGUGCACCAAUCGGGCCACACACGCCUCGAAACUACUCUUGGAUGCCUUCCCAGAAUUUGCCCCAUGUGCCCGACCUUGUAGCGCCUCGCCGUACUUCUUGGUCAUCAACCGAAGAGCUGAGCCCACAGACGCCCGUUGACGGCUAUCAGCCAGCCAUCCUUGUCUCGGGACACUCUCCCAGUGAUUGGAGCACAAACCCUUCACCGCUCUCAGGACAGCUCCCAAACAACCAACAGAUAUGCAGACAGCCGAAUGGCGAGUACGCCAUCGCCGAUUUCUGGGUAUGGACGCAAGCGGAUCCAGCCAUCCCUACCCCAAUCCCUGCAUGGCGAAGCGGGCCUGAUGGUGGGCGCGGUAGCCUCGACAAGAUCCUAGACAAUCGAGAUGGGACAACUAACGUCUACGUUCGUGGUCUCCGCCCUGAUACAACCGACGAAUUGCUUGCGGAUUACGGCCGCCGCUUUGGAGAGAUCGUGAGCCAAAAGGCAAUCAUCGACAUGUCCAAUAACACUUGCAAAGGGUACAGCACGCACAUUCUAUGGUCAAACCCAUGGAGUAUCAAGAAGAACGCUGACAUCGGAUGCAGAUUCGGGUUCAUCAAAUACAACAGCUACUUCGACGCCGAAAACUGCAUUCGUGCGUUCUUCUACCUCGGGUACGAGGCGAAGUUUGCGAGGCAAUCCCACAAUGCACGGCUCAAGGAACUAGCCGAUCCCAAAAAUAACAACUUAUACGUCUCGAAUCUGCCCAGACUUUGGAAUGACAAGGAUUUCGAGAACUUGUUCAAGAACGUGUAUCCGGACUAUCACAUUCUAGAACAGCGGAUUUUGAAGGAUGGGAAUGGCAUCAGCCGUGGGGUUGGGUUUGCUCGGUAUGUACCCAGACCGUUCGUAGCACUUGCACGCUCACAAAAGUCCAGAUUCGAGUCACCGGAGAUCUGCGAACAUGUCAUUCGCACCUUCAACAACAUGACCGUCGGCGAAGGGAAGCAUGCCACCGAAUUGCAGAUUCGCUAUGCCGAUACCGAGAAGCAGAAACAGCUCAAGACUUGUACGGCGGAGAGACGCCAGUUCAAGACGAACGAGUACAAUGAAGCCGUCUACGGACCAGGCUCGCCUUACGGGUUCUACUCUCCCGUCUCGGCUACCUUCCAAAGCCCUGUGCCAGUACGUCCACCUGGGACAAGUGGAGCAUGGAGCAACCAGUCGUCAGCUUCCUCAAUCUCGCCAGCUUAUGUUGGAUAUCCAAACUCAGUACUCAAUGGCCGCCAAGGUACCAACGGGUUGCUUCCCAAUGCCGCGGUCAAGUUCGAAGGCCCAGCUCCAGUGCGUCGCACCACUCACAUCAAGAUCGAGAGUCCCAGUGUUGUAGCCGCAGCCAAGAAAGCAGCUGCCGAGGUCGUCGAGGAUGAAUCGCCUGAUGGCGAAUCAUCCUCGACAUCGGAUGAAGACACCCUAGUCUGCAAAUCUAAAUCCAGCAAGACUUGCAGUGGCACCGGUGGCGACAUCCCCUCGUCGCCAACCAAGUCCAAACUCUGA